AGAAGAGGCCAAGAGUAAAAUGGAAACCAGGUCCUCGUAUUUCUCAACUCCAAGCAAGUCAUUUAUUGAUAAGAUUAUCUUUUCAAUAGUGGAUGAAGUUCAUUAAGCUUAGUUCCUCGACCAUAUAUCCGUGUGAUGCCUAGGAAACAGCAGAAAAGAAAACAUUCAGCACUAAUACACUCCGAAGAAGAAGAAGAGCAAAGACAGUAUGAAUUAAAACCUGAACCAUCCAUGGAGAACAACACAAGUAACAACACAACAGAGGCUAAACAUGAAGGCUUACAAGACGAGGAGGACUUACCAGAUAAUUCCACAAAUAAUAUGGACAAUCAAUCAUCUAGCAAUAGCAUUGCUCAUCUUACUGAUUUCAUGGAUUCUUUGGCUAAUGAAAAUCAACUGGAUAGUGCAACACGACCAAAAAGAGCAAGAUUUAUACCAGAUUCAAAUGCAAUAUUUGAUGAUUAUAACAGCCUAGAGUUGCCUCUGCUGAAUAUUCCACCAGUACAAAGUCCAUCAAGCUCAAGUUCAACUGAAAACUAUCAUUCAUUUAGUGGUGGUUUAACAGAUUCUUCUAACAGUCUCACUUCAGACAGGGAUCUUCUUGAUUCAGAUAAUGGUUCUGAUGACAAUUUGUUAGGUGAAAGAUUUCCAACUUCAGAAGUGCAUGAAGUAAUAGAUUUGAGUUCCCCAGCACUUCCAAGAGAUUCUUCAGAUAUAGUUGAUUUAACAUUGGAACCAAAUUCCCCAACUAGAAGUAACUUUGUAGACUUGACAAGAGAAUCAGUGGAACAGAGUGAUUCUAGUCCAAUAAUAGUGAGUGUCAAUAAAAUUUAUCAAAGGAGAUCUGUGAUUGAGUCAAGACCAUCUUGCAGAUUCCAAGUAACACCAUCAUGUAGUUCCAACCAAGAACAUAGUACAGCAGAAGAAAACCAUAUAUGUGAUGCUGAUGAUGAUAUCAGCGUAGAAAACCUUGCUGGGGAACAUAGUGUAAAUAAUAACAGUUAUAAUGGAUCCACAAGUUGUGGGGAGAGCAAGAGAAAUAAGGAGAAAGAACAGUUUGAUAAAAGUAUAACAUGCCCAAUAUGUCUGGAUGAUGUCCACUUAAUCAAGAGAAAAAGACAAUUGAGUUCAACAACUUGUGGCCAUGUCUUUUGUGAUAAAUGCAUUAAAAAUGCCAUCAAGACACAAAGCAGGUGUCCAACUUGUAGAAAAAAACUGACAUUAAGACAAAUUCAUCCACUUUUUCUAUAGUAGUGUGUGGUGAAAAAUAGCAAUUUUUUCAAGAUAUUUGGUGUUUUUUCCUGGGAAUCGUCAAAUACACCCAGCAUCAUGUUACAAUGGAAUGGAACUAGUACCUAACUUAUAAAUAGCUGGACCCAUAGCUUUACUUUUCUUAAAGGGGGUUUAAAGUCUUGAAUUUCAGUCUCUGUGCUCUAAAAGGUACAAAAUGAAUAAUGUUAAAUUUUGUUGAAGUUGAAGAGAAAGUUCAAUGGAAUGACUGAGGAAAAUUGUCUUUCAGUUUGAUAUCUUUGGGUGCAACCAAUUAGACAGUACGAGAAAAUAACCAUAUCUUUCUGGGAAGGGGUUGGUGCUAGACCUCACUGCAAUGCCAAGAUUAUCAAUCUCCAUUGAGAAAAAUGUUUACUUGAUAUUUAUUUCCAUUGGACAGGGAUACAUUGUACCUUUAAAAUACUUGGCUUCAGCAUCAUGAUUUGGAUUAUGUUAAUGCUUUAAAGUACUCACAUUACCAUUACCAUUUACAAAGCACAAAGCAAUGACAUCAUCAAUUAAGACCAAGAGAAUUGAUGGGAGAAUCGCCCCAUGUAAGGGAAUCCGGAAUCCACGAAAUUUUAGGCUUUGGAAUCCGGAAUCCAGCACUCUGGAUUCCGGAAUCCAUGCAUUGGAAUCUGGAAUCCAGUUCAUAAUGGAAUCGGGAAUCCACCCUUUUGGAAUCCAGAAUCCGCUACUUUGAAAUUCAAGGUAUUCACUCAAAUGCUAUCGCCACAACCUAGACUGAACUGAUGUAGCCCCUCCCCCACUGUGUAAUAUGUCCACCAAGAAUGUCUGUCAUCGGAUGCUGAUUUAAUUGAUUAACGAUUCUACUUAUACUGGCAAGUAUAUCAAAUAUAAUUUUCAGAGAAAGUAACUGAAAAUUAACGAUAUGGAAUCCUGAAUCCGCAAUACAAAAGUUUUGGAAUCCGGAAUCCAGACCCUUGGAAUCYGUAAUCCAGAGUCUCGGAAUCCAGAAUCCAGCUCUUGGAAUCCGGAAUCCACCAUAAGUCCGGAUUCCCUUACAUGGGGCGAGGAGAAUAAGCACAUGACUGUAUCACCAUUAGCAAAGAUCUAUGUUUUAAAAAAGUUUCGAUUUAAGAAUACAAAAUAAUUGUUUUCUCUUUAAAAAUAAUUUGAAUAUUUUGCUUGAUGCUGGAAUUCAUUUUAUGGUCCAGAGUUAGGAUUUGUAUUUGACCCUUCAGUGCCAUGGUUGGUAAUGAGUCCAGCAGAGAGCUAUCAAGUCAUACACCAGCACUUGAAUGUCUCACUAUUGGUGCAGACUUAAUUCCUAAUCAGUUCUAAGCACCCACUUACCUCCAGAAUAAAACUAAGAUAGAUUGAUUUUACUUGGCUGUGAAACAAAGUUGCUUAAUACAGCUUUAAGUGAUUAAAACAGGAAAAAGCAAACACUCAGGAAAAAGCAAACAAUGCAAUGAUGUAUAAAAUUACUAUAUUUACUAUUUUUUUCAAAGAUGAAGUAAAAUCACACUAAUGUACAAUUAUACAUAUAGUAUUAUUAAUAAAUAAAAGGAAGAACAAAUUAAAAGACCAUACCUUUGAAUUUUA
Molecule: messenger RNA, 2838 nt
Organism: Actinia tenebrosa (Australian red waratah sea anemone)
Lineage: Eukaryota; Metazoa; Cnidaria; Anthozoa; Actiniaria; Actiniidae
Biological process (GO): positive regulation of transcription by RNA polymerase II
Molecular function (GO): transcription factor binding
Source: RefSeq, a predicted model, not a curated record